GCGUGAUUUUUAAAACCCCAAAGUUUUCACUUUGGUUGUAGGGCAGGAAACUAAUUAACAAUUACAUAUGGGUACUCCUACUUCCUUUUUCUGAUUCAAGCUACACUCAACUGUUUUAGAAGAGCAGUUUCCCAGACCUCUCCUUGGAGCUGUGACUGACUACGGUGUAGGCAAGGAGCACGAGGCAAGCGCUACCCGUGAGCAAAUGCCUGGUUCAUUCUCACCCUGUGUGGCCUUCACGGGACUGUGGCUGACUCUACUGGUUGUGACCCCUGUCAAUGGACAAUAUGAAGCUGCACCGAAGUCUGUGAUUUCCCUUCAGCCUCCAUGGACCACUUUCCUUGAAGGAGAGGCCGUCACUCUGGCUUGUUAUAGAUUUGGCUUCUACUCACCCCAGAAAAUAAAAUGGUACAAGGAAAGAAAAAUACUGAGGCAAUUCCAAGACAGACCUACCUUAGUGGUCCACAAGUCCGGAGACUAUGGGUGCCAAGCAGACAGCUUACCUCCGAGCAUGCACGUGCACUUAGAGUUCUCUAAAGAUUCCCUGGUGCUGCAAGCUCCACCUACUGUGUUCAAAGGAGACUCUGUGGUUCUGAGGUGCCAUGCAAAGGAAAGCAUAGAGGCAAAGACCUUGAAAUUUUCCAAGAAUGGUCAAGAUCUGAAAUUACCUCAUCAAAAUUCUGAGCUCCAUAUUCAUAAUGCAAAUCAGCAGCACAACGGUCAAUAUAAAUGCACUGUGAAGAAGUGGUUGUCCUCCUUUUCUUCUAAUACGGUCAGAGUCCAAGUCCAAGAGUUGUUCCCAUAUCCUGUGUUGACGGCCAGACCUUCCCAACCUAUAGAUGGAAGCCCAGUGACCCUGACCUGUCAGACCCAGCUCCCUGCACAGAGGUCAAAUGCCCAGCUCCAGUUCUGUUUCUUCAGAAACAGCCAGCUUCUGGGGUCAGGCUGCAGCAGCUCCUCAGAGUUUCGCAUUCCUGCCAUAUGGACUGAAGAGUCAACACGGUACUGGUGCAAGGCAGAAACAAUGAAUUCCCAAGCUGGAAAACAAAGUACACUGUUCACAAUUCCAGUGCAGAGAGCUUCUGCGGACUUCCAAACACGCAUCAUCCCAGCCUCAAAGUUGGUGUUCGAAGGGCAGUUGCUGUUACUCAGCUGCUCAGUAAAAAGAGUCCCAGGGCCCCUCACACUCUCCUGGUAUAAAAGGGACAUGCUGAAUAAAGAAACAAAGCUUCCUAAGUCCUCAGAAGCAGAAUUCAAGAUCUCCAAGGUGAACAUCAGUGACGCAGGAGAAUAUUACUGUGAAGCUAACAACAGCCGCCGAAGCUUUGUCAGCGGGGCAGUUCCCAUCACUGUAAGAGUCCCAGUAUCUCAACCAGCUCUCACCCUAAGCAUGGGCAAGACCCAGGCCCUUGAGGGAGACUUGAUAACACUUCAUUGUCAGUCCCAGAGGGGCUCUCCAUGUAUCCUGUAUGAGUUCUACUAUGAGAAUGUCUCCCUGGGGAACAGCUCUACACUCAGUGGAGAAGGAGCAUCCUUCAAUUUCUCUAUGAGCACAGAGCGAUCUGGAAACUACUACUGCACAGCAGACAAUGGCCUGGGAGCCCAGCGCAGUGAGGCUAUAAGGAUUUCUAUCUUUGACAUGAAAAAGAAUAGAAGUGUUUCUGUGGUCGCCGGAAUGAUUGGAGGACUUCUCAUCAUGGCUGUCGGAGGGUUUCUGUUUUAUUACUGGUUCUCUAGAAAAGCAGGGGGAAAGCCUGCCUCUGAUGACUCCAGAAGCCCUUCAGAUUCCGAACCCCAGGAGCCCACCUAUUACAAUGUGCCAGCCUGUAUAGAGCUGCAGCCAGUGUACAGCAAUGACUCUAAAGAAGACGUGAUUUACACAGAAGUACGGAGAACUCAGCCAAGACAGAAACGUGCAGUUCAGGAGUCUGAAAGCCCAAGAUCAAGAUGCCAGAUGGCUGAGAAAAACUAGGACAUAUCUUCUCCAAGCUAAUCGUUUACCAUGAGACACAAAUGGUUGAUUGUUGAGAGUGGUCAUUGCAAAGUCCUUUAUUUAAAGGACCUGUAGAGACCUGAUGCCUGCUUCUACAGAGAAAUGGCAGCUGCAGCAUUGGGGAGAGGAGCCGGGUGCCUGCCGCUGUUAACAUAAAGCUACAGUUCGCUAUCAGCAUCAUCAGAGAUCUGAAAAGGGUGAAUUAUAGCAGGAAGCACCAUCCAAAUGUGUGUAUCAAGUAAAAUGACAGUGAGUGACUGCCACCUGGACAGUUGUCCUAGGCUGCUGUGGUCCCCAUGGCUUCACUGAGGGCAGAGGUAGCCGGUCUUUGGUUGUCACACAGGAUAGACAGACAGCAUUAGAUCUUUCACUGUCACACAGGACAGCACUGGCCUUUGACUGCCAGAUCCAGAAAGUCUGAGAGAUUUUUCUGUGGAGGAACUUGGGAAAACUGACCCACUUAGGCAAGGCAGAGUAGAGCGGUCAACUCAACAGUGUCCAUAAUUUGUGCAGAGCCUUGGUGGUAAGACAUGGGCAGUUUCAACCAGGGGUUAAUGGUACAGCAAUCCAGGUGAGGUAGUCUCUAUCCCGACAUCUUCUUUUGAGAUCUUACAGUUGCCUCUAGGAGCUUGCAGUCCUGUCUGUCAUGGAAAUAUUUUUUUUCAAUUAGACAUUUUAAAUGCCAUAUUCAGCAGAUCUCUGUAGAAGUUAAGUCCUGGUUUUUCCUCCCAGCCCUAUGCUCUCAAAAAUAAGACUCCAAUUCAAAAUAUAUUUACAGAUACCUUGGCCACACAGUUAGAUCUAUAGUUAGAUGUACUCUGACUAAAUCAUAACUAAAAUAACUCAAUUGUUUAUUCUACCAUGUGGCUGGUUACCUCUGCUCAGGUACCAUGAGUCCAUCUCCUAACAUCUUCCUGGGCAGAUCUCCCCAAGCCUGGAUCUAUUCCAGAAUUCUCUCUCCUCCUGCAUUUUUCCUGCCUAAGCUAUAGGCCAUCAAAUUUAUUAUUGACAGGUGCCACAUCCAUACAGACAUAAGAUACCCUCUCUACAGAUCUCUGAAGAUAUGUACAGAUAUCUACAGAUCUCUGAAGAGUUUGAGGAUCAUUAUGUGUUAUGUAUUCAUGAGUUAAACAAAAUUUACUUGUUUCUUGUUCUUAGUUACCAGUCUUAGGCUUAACCUUGAAAAUUUAUAUUGACUACUAAAUAAAGCUUGCCCUGUAAAUGAAUUACAUUUGUACUUAACACUGACUUAUGUGCAUAGUUUUGAGUAUGUUAAAGAAUUUGACCUUUUAUAGAGUGGCUUAGCAUUAACUUGCUUGUUUUAGUUAUCUUUAACAGUUUACAAGUUAGUAUCUUUAUAACAUUAGCAUUUUACAACUUUAUCUCUGCUAAGUUUUUUGCUUUUUUGUUUUUUCGAGACAGGGUUCUCUGAGUAGCCCUGACUGUCCUGGAACUCACUCUGUAGACCAGGCUCACCUCGAACUCAGAAAUCCGCCUACAUCUGCCUCCCAAGUGCUGGGAUUAAAGAUGUGCGCCACCACCAUCCAGCUAUCUCUGCUAAGUUUGAACCUUAAAACUUUGUGCUGAAGAUUUGAUUGAAGGUCUUCUAGCAUCAAAAUAAACCUUUAAGCCAUUAAGUGUAUUCCAUAGAAGGACUAGAAACUUUACAAAACCAUAAAUACAGUUCAUAUAGAGAC
Molecule: messenger RNA, 3690 nt
Organism: Mastomys coucha (southern multimammate mouse)
Lineage: Eukaryota; Metazoa; Chordata; Mammalia; Rodentia; Muridae
Product: Fc receptor-like protein 5
Exons: 13
Coding region: 206-1972 (588 amino acids)
Biological process (GO): cell surface receptor signaling pathway
Molecular function (GO): transmembrane signaling receptor activity
Source: RefSeq, a predicted model, not a curated record